Iphiclides podalirius (scarce swallowtail) is the source of this 366-nucleotide messenger RNA. Lineage: Eukaryota; Metazoa; Arthropoda; Insecta; Lepidoptera; Papilionidae. The record is from the annotation of a GenBank genome assembly.
AUGGAAAAUCUCUGCCGAUGUUGUCAUUCUCCAUACGGUCUUAAAAGUCUAGGUUCAUUUCAAGCGUAUGAAGGUGUCGGAGAAACAUAUUCCGCGAUAUUAAAAGAUACCUUUAACAUUGUUAUACAACCAUUUGUUGGGGCAUCAAGUGCUGUUUCUUAUUCUAUAUGUGAUGUAUGUGUUGCACACUUGAGAGAUGCAUCAACAUUCAAGCAGCAAGUUGUGACAUGUGAACAAAUCUUAUCUUCAUAUUGUGAUAAACAGGAUUUAAAAGGUCCAGCGUCCAUGGGAAAUGUUGUUAAAGAAGAGAUGACAGAAUUAGUAACUGGUACUAAUUGUAUAAUUUUUAUCACUUUUAGUGUUAGU